AUUUUUGUUGUGUUUAUGUAAAAAAAAAUAAUAAUAAUAAAUCUAUAUGUAUGUGACAGAAUUUAAUAAAGUUAAAUGAUGAUGAUAAUGAUGAAUAAUAAUGAUAAUGAUAUUGAUGAAAUUCGUUUUGAUGAUGAAAAUCUUAAAAAUUAUGAUAUUAAAAAAUUGGUUGGUAAUGGUGAAUUCUGUGAUGUUUAUAAGGCUAUAAAUCGUAUUAAUGGACAAGUGGUUGCAUUGAAACGAUUAAAAAUGAGACGUAUACAGAAUGGACAGACACGUAUGGAAUGUUUGAGAGAAAUUCUUGUAUUACGUCGAUUAAAUCAUUCGAAUAUUAUUAAACAUUUGGAUUCAUUCUAUGCACAUAAUGAAAUCUAUAUGGUACUUGAAUAUGCUGAUGCUGGUGAUCUAUCAAAAAUGAUAAGAUAUUUACGUGUUAAUAAUAAAUUAUUAUCCGAAAUGGCAAUAUUAAAUUAUUUUACACAAAUAUGUGAAGCAUUAGAUUAUAUGCAUUCAAAAUUUAUAAUGCAUCGUGAUAUAAAACCGGCAAACGUAUUGGUCAUGCAGAAUCAUACAGUAAAAUUAGCUGAUUUUGGUUUCAGUCGAUUAAUAUCAUCGAAUACAGAGAAUGUAAUUACAGUGGUUGGUACACCAUAUUAUAUGGCACCUGAACGUCAUUUUCAAUUAAAAUAUAGUUUUUCGGCCGAUAUAUGGUCAAUGGGUUGUUUAUUAUAUGAAUUGAUUAUGUUAUAUCCACCAUUUUAUGAAACAAAUCAACAUAUUAAUAUGUUGAUUAAAAAAAUAACUGAUUUAGAUUAUAAACCAAUCGAUUCAACAUUAUAUAGUAAUGGAAUACGACAAAUAAUUAAUAAUUGUCUUCGUUUAUCACCAAUCGAACGUUUGAAUAUUCAACAAAUAUUGGAAAUGAUACGUUUGAUUCAAUCAUCUCAUAAUAAUGAACAACAAAAUAAUAAUAAUAAUAAUGAUAUUGAUUUUAAUUUGAUUCUUACUCGACAACGAUCUAAAUCUCUUGGUAAUCAAAUUAAAAAUGAUGAGGAUAAUAAUAAUAAUAAUAACGAUGAUGAUGAGAUGGAUUCCAUUAAACAAAUUCAAUCAUCA
Dermatophagoides pteronyssinus (European house dust mite) is the source of this 1116-nucleotide messenger RNA. RefSeq names its product serine/threonine-protein kinase Nek7-like. Gene Ontology annotation, biological process: protein phosphorylation. Gene Ontology annotation, molecular function: protein serine/threonine kinase activity; ATP binding. The record is from RefSeq and is a predicted model, not a curated record. Lineage: Eukaryota; Metazoa; Arthropoda; Arachnida; Sarcoptiformes; Pyroglyphidae.